Talaromyces stipitatus ATCC 10500 is the source of this 498-nucleotide messenger RNA. RefSeq lists its product as uncharacterized. NCBI's taxonomy places the organism in Eukaryota, Fungi, Ascomycota, Eurotiomycetes, Eurotiales, Trichocomaceae. The record is from RefSeq and is a predicted model, not a curated record. The transcript has 3 exons. The coding region runs from base 1 to 306 and encodes 101 amino acids.
AUGUCUGCCCCAGAGCUGCGCGAGUGGCUUCAAGGAGACCUGUCUAAAGCAUCAGGUUGGCAUAAAUCCGACUCGAGCGACACUGAAACUAUUGGUCAUGAGAGUGGAAGAAAAAUCGUGUCGAUCCUAGAACACAACCCUGACAAAGAUCCAAGUCAGUACGAUAGCGAUGACUUACAGCAUAUGCGACGGGUAGUCGCUUAUUGCAAGAGGCACCUGGCCCAGGAGGAGACGGCGAAGCGAAAUACGAAUAGCAAAAGCUACAAAAGUCUGAAAAAUUGGGGUCAUGAUCCAUUGAAGACCUGAACGUCCAUUGAUCUUACAAUAUUUAUGACGUGGAAAUCUUGUUACACCUCAACUGAAUCAACCCGGAGGUGGAAAACAACCUGCGUUAACCGCAUGGAUCAUUCGUACAUUAUAUUUACGACCUUGAAGCUUAUUCCUGAUUUUCCGAGAUGACAUUUCUGGCCAGCUCUAUAUAGCCACAAAAAGUUCAUU